Molecule: messenger RNA, 3098 nt
Organism: Camellia sinensis
Lineage: Eukaryota; Viridiplantae; Streptophyta; Magnoliopsida; Ericales; Theaceae
Source: RefSeq, a predicted model, not a curated record
AUCAAAAAACGACCUCAGAGCAAACCAAAUCUCUGCUCCACAGCAAUGACCAAGCAAGUAAAACAUCUCAGCCUGUUUGCUACCUUUUUGCUAGUUUCUUUACUAGUUUUGCCACCUUUCUGCAAUGCUCAACCAUCGCCAAACUCACAAGCUGAGGCACUUCUCAAAUGGAAACAAAGCAUAGCCAACCAAUCAAUCCUCACCUCAUGGGCCAUUAAAACCAACCUCUCAAGCUCAAGCCACUGCAAAUGGCUUGGAAUAGCCUGCAAUAAUGCCGGAGAUGUGAUCGGACUGAACCUCGCUUACUCUGGCCUAAAAGGUACGCUCGAGCGCUUAGACUUCUCUUCUUUCCCUCAACUUCUUCGCCUCGAUCUCAAAGUAAACCAACUCACUGGCACCAUACCAAUCACCAUAGGCCUCCUCACAAACCUCCAAUUCCUUGAUCUCUCUACAAAUGCUUUCACUGGCAUUUUUCCACUUUCUGUUGCCAACCUUUCCAUGGUUGUCGAGCUAGACGUGUCGCGAAACAUGAUCAGUGGUGAGCUCGAUUCGGGCUUGUUUCCUAAUGGAACAGAAGGGGCAAAAACCGGGCUUUUUAGCCUCCAGAGGCUACUAAUCCAAGACACUAACAUGAGUGGUUAUAUUCCGUUAGAAUUAGGGAAUUGUAAAAACUUGACUCUUAUUGCUUUAGAUGGGAGUCAUUUCUUUGGUACAAUUCCUAGUUCUUUGGGUAAUUUGAGUGAGCUAACCGUUUUGCGCAUGACAGAAAAUCAACUUUCCGGGGAAAUUCCCUGGAAUAUUGGUACCUUGACUAAAUUAAUCGAUCUUCGCCUGUUUAAAAACCGGUUAUUUGGUUCAGUUCCUCAAGGAAUAGGAAACUCGUCGGCUUUGACAACCCUUCAUAUAGCCGAGAACAAUUUCACUGGUCACUUGCCCCAACAAGUGUGUCGGUAUGGGAAGCUUGUGAAUUUCACAGCUUCCUAUAACAAGUUUAGUGGUCCUAUCCCAAUGAGUCUAAGAAAUUGCACAACCUUGUUUAGAGCUCGACUUGAAUAUAACCAACUAACCGGUAUUCUAGACCAAGAUUUUGGUGUAUAUCCGAGCCUUAAUUACAUCGACUUGAGCUAUAACCGGCUACAAGGUAUGUUCUCACCGCAAUGGGGAGAAUCCAGGCAUUUGACACUGCUGAGAAUUGCUGGGAAUAUGAUUGUUGGGAGAGUCCCCGAAGAAAUAGUUCAGUUGAACCAACUGGUUGUUCUUGACCUUUCUUCUAAUCAACUUUCUGGGGAAAUACCAGUACAACUUGGAAAUUUAACUGAAUUAAGCUACUUAAGCUUAAACGCUAACAAACUUUUCGGUCAAAUACCUUCACAAAUUGGAGCAUUGUCCAAUUUGGGAUAUCUGGAUCUAUCACAGAACAUGCUAAGCGGUCCAAUUCCAAAUCAAAUUGGGAAUUGCAUAAAACUACAGUUCAUGAGUUUGAGCAAGAAUGGCUUGAAUGGUUCAAUCCCAGACCAGAUUGGUUAUCUUGUAGCCUUACAAACUUUGCUUGAUUUGAGUUACAAUUCACUCACUGGAGAGAUAUUGUCCGAGUUUGGAAAGCUUGUAAAUCUUGUAAAUUUGAAUCUCUCCCACAACAAUCUCUCUGGUUCCAUACCCAAUUCUCUAGUUGACAUGGUUAGCUUGUCGUUCAUUGACUUGUCCUACAAUGAUCUUGAGGGUCCUCUUCCUAAUACCAAGGCCUUUAAUUCUUCUCUGAAAUCUUUUGCUAAUAACAAAGAUUUAUGUGGUGAAAUCCAAGGAUUGAGGGCAUGUAACACAUCAUUAACUCCCAAAAAUAGUAGCCAAAAAAGGGAACACUCUCGUAUGGUUGCUAUUAUUGUCACCUCUUCCAUUUCCUUACUAUUCCUCAUAUUCGCGGUUGUUGGGAUCAUUGCACUUUACUGCAGAGGACGCCAAGGGAGUGUGCAAGAAUACAAGUCCCAAUCGAGGAAUGAAAAUCUCUUUUCAAUUUGGAAUUUUGAUGGGCGAGUAGUGUACGAGGACAUUAUCAAUGCCACAGAAGAUUUCAAUGAUGAGUACUGCAUUGGGGUGGGAGGGUCAGCAAGAGUUUACAAAGCCAAGCUACCAAGUGGCCAAGUUGUCGCUGUUAAAAAGCUUAGCACCACAACCGAAACCAUGGAGAUUGAGGAUCACAAGAGCUUCAUGAAUGAGAUAGCGACGUUAACAGAAAUAAGGCACCGGAACAUUGUGAAACUCUAUGGCUAUUGUUCUCAUGAAAGGCACACAUUUUUGGUUUAUGAGUUCCUGGAAAGAGGAAGUUUGGCAAAUGUGUUGAGCAGUGAUAAGGAGGCGAAGGAGUUAGAUUGGUUCAAGAGGGUGGAAGUUAUUAGAAGUGUGGCUCAUGCUUUGUGUUACAUGCAUCAUAGUUGCAUGCCUCCAAUAAUUCAUCGUGACAUAUCCAGCAAGAAUGUUUUGUUGAGCUUGGAAUUGGAGGCUCACGUCUCGGAUUUUGGCACUGCGAGGUUUUUGAAGCCUAAUACCUCACGUUGGACCUCGGUUGCAGGCACAUAUGGAUAUAUCGCACCAGAGUUGGCAUACACAAUGGCAGUGACAGAAAAAUGUGAUGUGUAUAGUUUUGGGGUUUUGGCAAUUGAAGUUUUGAUGGGAUCACAUCCAGGGGAACUUAUUUCAAGGCUAAAAUCAUUGGUUGAUCAAAGAAUAGAACUUGAAGAUGUGUUAGAUCGUCGUCUCUUGCCUCCUUCUAGUCAAAAAAUUGAAGAUGAACUGAAUUCCAUUGUGAAGCUAGCACUGUGGUGCUUAUGCGUUGAUCCACAAUCGCGACCUACCAUGAGUGCUGCAUCUCAGGUGCUUGAAAUAAAGGCUAGUGAUCACUGGGUGCCAAGCAACAACAAUCAACCUCGGGCAAAGUAAAUUUUAAAUUUGAAUAAUUAAAAAUGUGUAAUUUUGUAAUAUGUGAUGAUUGUAUGUUUGAACUAUGUGGAUUCUUUACUUUUUAUCUUAUGCUUUGAGAGGAGUUAUCCCAGUGUAUAAUUUUUCUCAAUAAAAUUUUAGAUAAAAAGGGAUAAAUUUAUAAA